Molecule: messenger RNA, 399 nt
Organism: Aspergillus glaucus CBS 516.65
Lineage: Eukaryota; Fungi; Ascomycota; Eurotiomycetes; Eurotiales; Aspergillaceae
Product: VOC family protein
Exons: 3
Coding region: 1-399 (132 amino acids)
Source: RefSeq, a predicted model, not a curated record
AUGGACAGGUUUGCGGUCAAGUCUCUAGAUCACUUGGUCUUAACUGUCCGCUCCAUUCCGGAGACAGUUGCAUUCUACACAGAGCAUCUUGGUAUGCGACACGAGAUCUUCACUUCGCCACUUAACCAGAGUAUCCAAAGACACGCACUCGUGUUUGGCACCCAGAAAAUCAAUCUCCAUGAAUUCACCAGGGAGUUCGAACCAAAAGCUCAGAAUGUUCAGCCUGGAAGUGCCGAUCUCUGCCUUUUGACUGAGAUGGAUGUGGAUCAGGUGCUUCAAGCGUUUCUAGAGGCAGGAAUUGAGGUCCUGGAGGGCUCUAAAGUUGUGGACAGGACCGGGGCACAGGGGAGGAUACGAAGUGUGUACGUGCGAGAUCCUGACGGUAACUUGAUUGAGUAA